Schistosoma turkestanicum is the source of this 395-nucleotide messenger RNA. Lineage: Eukaryota; Metazoa; Platyhelminthes; Trematoda; Strigeidida; Schistosomatidae. The record is from the annotation of a GenBank genome assembly.
AUUGUCAUGUGAAGCAUUGGGAUCUUGGCUUGUUAAUCAUAAAACGGUAACCAAAAGUCAUCAUGAUAUCACUGACGAUCAUAUCUAUACAAAUGGAUCUCGAAAAAGCUCUGAUUUUCGUACACGAACAGAUUCAAUAGAACAGAGUCAUACAUCUUCAAAUGGAUCUGGUCUAUCAAGUGUUACAUUUUGGCAGACAAUCAAAAGUUUACAUGAAGCACGAACUAAUCCAGUUGGUGUGGAUCUUAGUCGUCUUCAACAAGGACCACUUAUCACAAAUACAAGAGGAUCAAUUCUUAUUGCUGGUGGAGUGUCAGAUGCACAGUAUCUAUCUUCUGUUGAAGCCUACAUUCCAGAUAGAGAUGAAUGGGUUUAUAUGCCAUCUAUGUUACAAG